AGUACACGUGUCAGAAGCCCAGUUCGUCUCCCUACAAACCAGAUAGCAUAUAGACCCGGAACUCGGAAGCACCCACUCUUUGAAGCCUUGGGCAUCCAAAUGACUAAAAAUUCUUUCUCACAUCUCUCUGAAAACCCACCAAAACGGCCUAGAUGUUAGCUGCCGGUAGGUAUACUAACCAAAGCCGGCAGCCGGAGCCGGAGCCGGGCCGCGCAGAGACGACCACGCCGAGAGUGCUAAUCAUAUUGUCUUCCGUGUUGGAGAAGCUGGUCGCUAGAAAUGACCAGCUGGUGGAGUGCUUGAGCCAGCAGCUGGAUGAGUUGAGCUUCUACAGCUCGGGUCGGGUUGGGAAGAGCUUGAAUGCGUUUCAUGGCGUGAGAGCACCGAGCAUAAGCAUUCCCAAGUACUUGGAGAGGCUAUACAAGUACACGAGCUGUAGUCCAUCUUGUUUUGUGGUUGGAUAUGUGUAUAUAGACAGGCUGCUUCACAGGCACCCUGACUCCCUCGUCAUAUCCCUGAAUGUGCAUAGAUUACUGGUUACGAGCGUUAUGGUUGCUUCCAAGAUGCUAGAUGAUGUGCAUUACAACAAUGCAUUUUAUGCUCGGGUUGGAGGGGUAAGCAAUGCUGAACUAAACAGGCUGGAACUGGAAUUGCUGUUUCUAUUGGAUUUUAGAGUUACAGUGAGCUCUCGGGUUUUUGAGAGCUAUUGCUUGCACUUGGAAAAAGAAAUGUUAUUCAAUGGCAUCGGGCAGAAUAUCGAAAAGGCAGUAAUCCCCAGUGCAGCUGCUGUGGACGAUUUGACUGAAAUAUCAAUAGAAGAUGCACAGAUUUAGUUCUUCUUGAUCACCUCAGAUCUUCUUUCUUUUGGCUCAGAAAAUUGUGAAUUGUUGUUGGCCAUGCAAUCAUGGGCUGGUUUCUUUCUUUUUUGUAUCUUAUGAUCAUGUCACAUGGGUGCUUCAACUAUCUUUCUGCCACAUUGAGAGGUUAAUAAUAUUCUUACACUUUCUUAAA
Molecule: messenger RNA, 1011 nt
Organism: Alnus glutinosa
Lineage: Eukaryota; Viridiplantae; Streptophyta; Magnoliopsida; Fagales; Betulaceae
Product: cyclin-U1-1
Exons: 2
Coding region: 153-833 (226 amino acids)
Biological process (GO): regulation of cyclin-dependent protein serine/threonine kinase activity
Molecular function (GO): protein kinase binding
Source: RefSeq, a predicted model, not a curated record